Messenger RNA from Exaiptasia diaphana, 1333 nucleotides. Its product is annotated as monocarboxylate transporter 13. The record is from RefSeq and is a predicted model, not a curated record. Gene Ontology annotation, molecular function: transmembrane transporter activity. The transcript has 4 exons. Gene Ontology annotation, biological process: transmembrane transport. NCBI's taxonomy places the organism in Eukaryota, Metazoa, Cnidaria, Anthozoa, Actiniaria, Aiptasiidae. The annotation marks the transcript as partial.
AUGACAGCCUUAGUAGAGGUAUGCUGUUUCAAGGAAGUAUCCUGAACUUUGCCAAAUAUACACCUUUUCAGUCAAAUUCAAAAGAAUAAUUAACUUGCUAUCGAGGCCUAAGUGCACUGAGCUGAGAAGGUGUAUUGUGAAGAGCCGUGGUUCACGAUUUUGAUGAAAGAGCCCAUUAUUAUGAAAAGCAAAGAAAGUCACGACGAACUUUCAGGAUCUUCAGUGGUGUUUGAUAAACAAGAGCAUGAACCAGGCGACCAAUCGUAUCAAGAAACUUGUUUCAAGCGAAUUGAUGGCCCUUGGUCGUGGAUCAUGAGUCUUCUACUGAUGGCUUCGUCUCUUUUCAUCUACGGUUGUGCUUCAACUUAUGGAAUACUGUUUCCUAAAAUACUAAAAGACUUAAAAUCAACACGAGCUCUUACAGCUGUUCCUGGUUCAAUAGCUAUAGCCAACAGUGGGCUUCUGGGCCCAGUUAUAGGAAAACUAUGCGAUCAUUUUGGAUCUCGGAAAAUCUUAKUGCUGGGAAGUCUGGUAUCUGCAAGUGGACUUGUUGCUUCUUCGUUUGUACCAAACAUUGGCUUACUGAUUGUAACGUUUGGAAUAGUUGUAGGCUCAGCAAUUUGUCUGGUUUACUUUAGCACAAUGGUAGCUGUUCCAAUGUAUUUCGACAAAUAUAAAUUCGAAGCAACAUCAAUAGUAUCAGUGGGGUGCGGGUCGUCUCUCUUGGUUAUGACCCCUAUUGUACAAAAUUUAAACCAAGCUUUGGACUGGAGAAGGUCGAUGCUCGCCAUGGCUGGAUUUUCUUUUAUUCCUUUCGCAGUAUCUCUUCUAAUGCGCUCCAAGACUCAAUUGGAGAAUAGCGAGAUUAGAGAAAAUCGAACAUAUGAACGGAACGUUUCAUCGUGUGGUUUAGGCGAAUUGGUGUAUUGGUCUGCUUUUAAAAUUAAAAUGUUUCUAUUGGUGACAAUUUUGGCUACGGUGAUUGCCACGGGUCAUAGUAUGUCACUAGUUCAUCUGGCUAAGUUCUCUGAAGACAUUGGUAUUGAUAGCUAUCGAUCAUCCUGGUUGUAUUUUAUCAUUGGAUUCAGCUCCACAACAUCUAGACUCCUCGUUGGGAAAUUCGGAAAAGUCGGUCCACUUCCUCUUCUAGAUAUAGCCCUUCUUGGUAAUGUUAUUCUCGCUUUGGGGAAUUUUGUUCUACCGUCAACAUCAGUGUACUAUGGAAUGGUGCUGUAUUCCAUUGGUUACGGUGUAGGGGAGGGGUUAGUAUACACGCCAAUUUUUAACAUUGCAAUUGAUAGCGUACCAGCUGAUAAAAGGGGUAGUGGUUAUG